Molecule: messenger RNA, 606 nt
Organism: Aaosphaeria arxii CBS 175.79
Lineage: Eukaryota; Fungi; Ascomycota; Dothideomycetes; Pleosporales
Product: carbohydrate-binding module family 63 protein
Exons: 2
Source: RefSeq, a predicted model, not a curated record
GUAGGCAAGGAGGCCACUUCCGGCAAGGCCACUUUCUACGGCGGAAAUCUCUCCGGCGGAAUGUGUUCUUUCACCGGUUACACUCUCCCUGCAGGCCUUUUCGGAACUGCAUUCUCAGGUGCUGCCUGGGACAAUGGCGCAAACUGCGGUCGCUGUGUGAACGUCAAGGGACCUAACGGAAAGACCAUCAAGGCAAUGGUUGUCGACCAGUGCCCUGAAUGCGAGCCUUCCCACCUCGAUCUUUUCCAGGACGCCUUUGCCCAGAUCGGUAGCAUCUCUGAUGGCAUCAUUCCCAUCUCUUACGACUUCGUCGACUGCGGUAUUUCAUCGCCAAUUACUCUCAAGAACAAGGAGGGCACCAGCCCUUACUGGUUCUCGAUGCAAGUCAUGAACUCCAACAAGCCCAUUUCCAAGCUCGAGGUCUCUACCGAUGGCGGUAGCAGCUGGAAGAGCACCACUCGCCAGGAGUACAACUACUUCGAGAACCCCAGCGGCUAUGGAACAAGCUCUGUUGAUGUCAAGGUCACAAGCACUGACGGACAGAGCAUCACCGUCAAGGAUGUCAGCAUCGCUGCAAGCUCGACCAAGACUGGAUCAAGCAACUUC